Phragmites australis (common reed) is the source of this 1219-nucleotide messenger RNA. RefSeq names its product prohibitin-3, mitochondrial-like. The coding region runs from base 148 to 1002 and encodes 284 amino acids. Gene Ontology annotation, biological process: mitochondrion organization. Gene Ontology annotation, cellular component: mitochondrion; membrane. The record is from RefSeq and is a predicted model, not a curated record. The transcript has a single exon. NCBI's taxonomy places the organism in Eukaryota, Viridiplantae, Streptophyta, Magnoliopsida, Poales, Poaceae.
CCAGCACGCAAUAAACCCCCACAAAACCCACGAAAAGCACACCCAGAUCCAUACGCCCGCCGCCCCCAAACCGAAUCCCCUCCUCGCUAGGGUUUUGCCCCAGCGCCGCCCCGCUCCCCAAAUCCCCCCGCACACCCGAAAGGCGACAUGGCCGGCGGUCCUGCGGCGGUGUCGUUCCUGACCAACAUCGCGAAGGCUGCGGCAGGGCUCGGCGCCGCGGCCUCCCUCCUCUCCGCGUCGCUCUACACCGUCGACGGCGGCGAGCGCGCCGUCAUCUUCGACCGGUUCCGCGGGGUGCUGCCGGAGACCGUCACCGAGGGCACCCACUUCCUCGUGCCGUGGCUCCAGAAGCCCUACAUCUUCGACAUCCGCACGCGGCCGCACAACUUCUCCUCCAACUCAGGCACCAAGGACCUCCAGAUGGUCAACCUCACGCUCCGCCUCCUCUCCCGCCCCGACGUCGACCACCUCCCCACCAUCUUCACCUCCCUCGGCCUAGAGUACGAUGACAAGGUGCUCCCUUCCAUCGGCAACGAGGUGCUCAAGGCCGUCGUCGCCCAGUUCAACGCCGACCAGCUCCUCACCGAUCGCCCCCACGUCUCCGCCCUUGUCCGCGACGCGCUCAUCCGCCGCGCUCGCGAGUUCAACAUCAUCCUCGACGACGUCGCCAUCACCCACCUCUCCUACGGUAUCGAGUUCUCGCAGGCAGUUGAGAAGAAGCAGGUCGCGCAGCAGGAGGCUGAGCGCUCCAAGUUCCUCGUCGCCAAGGCGGAGCAGGAGAGGCGCGCGGCAAUCGUGCGCGCCGAGGGAGAGAGCGAGUCCGCUCGGCUCAUCUCAGAGGCCACGGCGAUAGCUGGGACAGGGCUGAUCGAGCUGAGGAGGAUCGAGGCGGCCAGGGAGAUUGCUGCAGAGCUGGCCCGCUCGCCGAAUGUUGCAUACAUUCCUUCUGGGGACAACGGUCGGAUGCUGCUCGGUCUUAAUGCCGCCGGAUUUGGCCGGUGAUUUACCUUUCUGUUUUACGUAUUUAGUUGCUUAAGCAUCCGUCUCUGUUAUGCAUGACUGAAGUGGUGGUACGGAGAACAAUGAUAUGUGCUACUUUUGCUUUGUGUUAAGUUUUGAUGUCUUGCCACUAAAUGUGUUAGUCUUGCGGUCCAAAUAAGAUCUGGGUCUGGACAUAUUUACGAUUUGUUGGGUUAAUGCGACCAGCUGUUGUUGUUGA